CUUUUAUAUAUCCCACAAUCCCAUGUUCACGUAAAGUUGGCCGCCAUUUUGUUGCCGGACAAGAGGGCUUCACAGAAAGAAACGGCUAUCAAAAUGCUCUCUCGUGUGCAUUUAGCAAGGAGAUUAGUCUCGGGUACAUCAAGAUUUCUACAGGCAUCCAAAACAAGUUUUCCUGCAGUGACAAGGUUCUGUCAGACUGAGGUUGAAAAGAAAGAACCAGAGUUUGGACAGUUUUUUAGAGAUGUUAGUGCUAAACUCAAGCAGAAGACUGGAGAAACAGGUCAUUUAAUGUUGUUUGGUGGCCUGGGUGCUUAUGCUUUGUCAAAAGAGUUGUUUGUUAUUCAUGAAGAGACAUACUUAGCUGCUGUCAUGGCAGGUACAUUCAUCUGGGUUAUCAAGAAGUCUGGAUCAUCUGUAGCUGAAUUACUUGACAACUACUCUAAAGAAAUAUUGGAUAAUUUUAAUCUUUCUCGGAAUCAACAAAUUGAUGCACUCAAUAAUGCAAUUGCAAAUGAGAUGAAGUUAGAUGAUAUGCUGCUGUGUCGUAUUGACAUWGCUGAAAUCUUAAAGGAAAACAAUGUUAUGGGUAUGGAACUUGAGUAUCGUAACAGGUUACAUAACGUCAAAAAUGAAGUCAAGAAACGACUUGACUACCAACUGGAAUUAGAGAACUUCAAGCGUAAAACAGAACAAGACCACAUCAUUGACUGGGUAGAGAAAGAGGUUAUAAAGAGUAUUACUCCACAACAGGAGAAAGAAAGCAUAAACCAGUGCAUCAAAGAUCUUAAAGCAAUGGCAGUUUAGUGUUAAAGGUGGUGUUUUCAUUGUGAAUUGACUGUGUGCUUUGUAAUKAUUGAAUUACUUUGCAGUYUUGGCUGCUCAUUGAAUAAAAGGUUUUACUUUCA
Molecule: messenger RNA, 905 nt
Organism: Exaiptasia diaphana
Lineage: Eukaryota; Metazoa; Cnidaria; Anthozoa; Actiniaria; Aiptasiidae
Product: ATP synthase F(0) complex subunit B1, mitochondrial
Exons: 10
Coding region: 94-804 (236 amino acids)
Biological process (GO): proton motive force-driven ATP synthesis
Molecular function (GO): proton transmembrane transporter activity
Source: RefSeq, a predicted model, not a curated record